Molecule: messenger RNA, 2875 nt
Organism: Drosophila willistoni
Lineage: Eukaryota; Metazoa; Arthropoda; Insecta; Diptera; Drosophilidae
Gene: LKRSDH
Product: alpha-aminoadipic semialdehyde synthase, mitochondrial
Exons: 8
Coding region: 28-2823 (931 amino acids)
Cellular component (GO): cytoplasm
Molecular function (GO): saccharopine dehydrogenase activity
Source: RefSeq, a predicted model, not a curated record
AUUGAAAUUUUCAAAAAUAUAUAUAAAAUGUGGCGUAUGCUUCAAUUGCGUGCUGCAUUAUCAUCGCGUCCUGGACUUACCCGCCAACGUCAUAAUGGUCGCGUGAUUGCCAUACGACGUGAAGAUCAAUCCGUUUGGGAGCGUCGUGCACCGUUUGGUCCAACACAUGUCCAGAAAUUGGUUAAACAGGGAAUUAAGGUCAUUGUCCAGCCCUCAAAUCGUCGUGCCUAUCCCAUGCAGGCUUAUAUGCAAGCUGGAGCACAAAUUCAAGAGGACAUUAGCGAUGCAUCGGUCAUAUUUGGAGUCAAACAGGUGCCCAUUGAUUCUCUGAUACCAGGAAAGACCUAUUGCUUCUUCUCGCACACGAUCAAGGCUCAGGAAUCAAAUAUGGCUCUGUUGGAUGCCAUUCUAGAGAAGGAAAUACGUUUGAUUGAUUAUGAGCGUAUUAUUGACGAACGUGGGUCAAGACAGGUGGCCUUUGGCAAAUAUGCUGGUGUAGCUGGCAUGGUUAAUAUUUUGCAUGGCAUUGGUUUACGACUCCUGGCCCUGGGUCAUCAUACGCCAUUCAUGCAUAUUGGACCAGCUCACAAUUAUCGGAAUUCGUCGAUGGCCCGCCAAGCUAUACGUGAUUGUGGCUAUGAAAUAUCUUUGGGCAUGAUGCCCAAAUCAAUUGGCCCUUUGACCUUUGUGUUUACCGGAUCGGGAAAUGUUUCACAGGGAGCCCAAGAGGUAUUCUCUGAGCUGCCUGUGGAGUAUGUGCCUCCUGAAAUGCUACGCAAGGUGGCCGAGCAUGGCAAUCAAAACAAGUUAUAUGCCUGUGAGGUGAGUCGUUCCGAUCAUUUGGAGCGUCGUGAGGGCGGCGGUUUUGAUGCCAAGGAAUAUGAUGAAUUUCCUGAACUUUAUAUAUCGACAUUUAGCCAAAAAAUUGCGCCAUAUGCUUCGGUAAUAGUUAAUGGCAUCUAUUGGGCCGUUGGUAGUCCCAAAUUGAUAAGCAUACCCGAUGCCAAGAAUCUAUUACGUCCAGCUAAUACCCCUUGGUUGCCCACCAGCAAGGGAAGUCCUGCUCUGCCCCAUCGUAUGCUCGCCAUAUGUGAUAUAUCCGCUGAUCCUGGUGGUUCCAUUGAGUUUAUGAAUGAAUGCACAACUAUAGAUACACCAUUCUGCUUGUAUGAUGCUGAUCGCAAUAAGGAUACAAAGAGCUUCAAGGGUCCCGGUGUAUUGGUAUGCUCCAUCGACAAUAUGCCCACACAAUUGCCUAGAGAAUCGACGGAUUUAUUUGGUGAAUUAUUAACACCUCACGUACAUGAUAUAAUCAAAAGUGAUGCCAAAAAACCAUUGAAAGAAGAGAAUUUUUCAUAUCCCAUACAGUCGGCAAUCAUCGCUAGCAACGGUCAGCUGACCGAGAGUUUCCAAUACAUUCAGGAAUUGCGAGAUUCACAGAACAAUCGUUCGCGUCAUAAAAUGGAAGGCAGAAACGAGUCAAACAAAAAGGUUCUUGUCUUGGGUGCCGGCAUGGUAUCAGCUCCAUUGGUCGAAUGGCUGCAUCGUGAGAAAGACGUUAGCAUUACGGUUUGCUCUCAGGUGAAGGAGGAGGCCGAUCGUCUGGCCCAACAAUACGCUGGUGUGGACAGUGUCUACCUGAAUGUGAAUGAGAGCACAGGACAUUUGCAGGAGCUGUGCGGCAAAGCUGAUGUGGUUAUAUCUCUUCUGCCCUACAGUUUGCAUGGCAUGAUUGCCCGCUAUUGUGUGGAUGAGCGUACUCAUAUGGUGACCGCCAGUUAUGUGAAUGAUGAGAUUUCCGCAUUGCAUGAGGAAGCCAAAGCCAAUGGUGUGACCAUAAUGAAUGAAGUGGGUCUAGAUCCGGGUAUUGAUCAUCUCUUGGCGCUGGAGUGCAUACAUGAAGUGCAGGAGAAAGGAGCCGUAGUGGAAUCAUUUGUUAGCUACUGCGGUGGCCUGCCUGCCCCCGAACAUUCGAAUAAUGCUCUCAGAUACAAAUUCUCCUGGUCGCCACGCGGUGUCUUGCUUAAUACUCUCUCAGCGGCCAAAUAUUUGAGUCGUGGACAAAUUGUCGAAAUUUCUGGAGGUGGAGAGCUAAUGUCGACGCCACGUAGUUUAGAUUUCUUACCAGGAUUUGCCCUGGAAGGUUUCCCCAAUCGGGAUUCUACUAAAUAUGGGGCAUUGUAUGGUUUGGGUCGCGAUGUCCAUACAUUAUUGAGAGGAACCAUACGCUAUAAGGGCUUCUCCGAAUCCAUUAAGCCCAUGCAACUGUUGGGACUCAUCGAUACAGCUCCCCAUGCCCUCUUGCACCCUAGUGGCCCAGAUGUAACGUGGCGUCAAUUGAUCACCCAUUUGCUGGGUCUCUCCGAUUCAAGUAUUUUCUAUGAGAAUUUGAAGCAGAAGCUUGUUGAGCGUAUUGGCGAUGUGGAUGGCAUUGAGAGUUUGGGUCUUCUAGAUGAAACGCCUGUGGUUAAGCUUCACACUCCUUUGGAUACACUCAGUCAUUAUCUAUCCAAGCGUUUGGCGUUUGAACGCGAAGAACGCGAUUUGGUUGUAUUGCGCCAUGAGGUAGGCAUCCGUUGGCCUGAUGGACGACGUGAGGAGCGUGGCAUUAAUUUUGUGGUCUAUGGGCAACCUCAGGGACAUUCCGCCAUGGCCAUGACCGUGGGCAAACCAGCAGCCAUAGCUGCAAAAAUGAUUUUAGAUGGUGAAAUUCAAGAACGUGGCGUCCUUUUGCCCUUCACUCCAGAUAUCUAUCGCCCCAUGUUGCAACGUCUGCGUUCGGAGGGUUUGACUGCCACCGAAACCUCAAGAUGGCUGAAUUAAUUUUAAGUUUUGCUAUAAUUAUGUUUUGUUAUUUGUCAAAAUGUUUUUUGUA